Austrofundulus limnaeus is the source of this 971-nucleotide messenger RNA. RefSeq names its product RAB23, member RAS oncogene family (gene rab23). The record is from RefSeq and is a predicted model, not a curated record. Gene Ontology annotation, molecular function: GTP binding; GTPase activity. Lineage: Eukaryota; Metazoa; Chordata; Actinopteri; Cyprinodontiformes; Rivulidae.
CAACAAACCGGAGCAUUAGCUCGUAGAAAAAUAGCAACGCGCAUGCAUACGGAAAAUGCCUUGGUCAUUUGUUUGCUGAAAGCGACCGAGAACAGCGGAGAAAAGCAGCCAACAUGUUGGAAGAGGACAUGGAAGUGGCCAUCAAAGUGGUCGUGGUCGGCAACGGUGCUGUUGGCAAGUCCAGUAUGAUCCAGCGUUACUGCAAGGGCAUUUUCACUAAAGACUACAAAAAGACAAUCGGGGUGGACUUCCUAGAAAGGCAGAUUGUUGUAAAUGAUGAAGAGGUCCGACUAAUGCUCUGGGACACAGCAGGGCAGGAGGAGUUUGAUGCCAUUACCAAGGCUUACUACAGAGGUGCCCAGGCUUGUGUACUAGUCUUCUCGACUACAGACAGGGAGUCGUUUCAGGCCAUCGACAGCUGGAGGGAGAAGGUGGAAGCAGAGGUUGGGGACAUCCCCACAGUGCUGGUGCAAAACAAAAUCGAUCUUCUGGAAGAGACGGUCAUUAAAAAUGAAGAGGCGGAAGCUUUAGCCAAAAGACUGAAGCUGAGGUUUUAUCGUGCUUCAGUGAAAGAGGAUCUUAAUGUCAAUGAAGUUUUUAAGUACUUAGCUGAGAAGUAUCUUCAGAGACUCAAACAGCAAACYGCUGAGGAGACAGAGGUGGUCCACACUACAAGCAAUAAAAUAGGUGUCUUCAAUACAGUUAGUAGUAAUGUUAACAACCAGAGCUCCAGCAACGGCAGAGAAGUCAUCACUUUGCGACCAAACAAGCAAAGGACCAAGAGGAGUAAAAAUCCGUUUGGAGGUUGCAGCCUGCUUUAAAGGACAUCCUUUUGUUUUAYUUACUGAUUUUAAAACACAGACUAGGAAAUCCAACAAAACACUACUUUGAUGACACUAGGGCUGCCACGAUUAGUCGACGACUAAUCGAUUAUUAAAAUAGUCGAUGACUAAUUUAAUAAUCGAUUAGUC